Cooperia oncophora is the source of this 945-nucleotide messenger RNA. Lineage: Eukaryota; Metazoa; Nematoda; Chromadorea; Rhabditida; Trichostrongylidae. The record is from the annotation of a GenBank genome assembly.
GCGUAUAUCUAUUGGGCGUAUCCCGAGACUUACUACUACGCUUCCUCCACCUCACGUAACUCACUAGAUCCUUAUUUUCAGCGGAAACUAAUCGAACGUCUGGCGUUACUGGUUGUUCAACUAGUUACCUUAUCCAUCGUCGUAUACGUGCGACCAACGGAAAUUCGUACUGUAUGCGAAUUCUUAACGAUUUUGAACUGUAUAUUUUUUGUGUUCUUUCAACAAUUGGGAGAGAUUCGUACUCAAGGAAUAGCCGGGUAUUUCAGGAACUUGAAAACGGUUCCAGCAAAAGCGGUGUUUUGUGUGGCUAACAUAUUUAUACUAUUGUGUAUACCAUUUCGUAUUCUUCGACUUCAUGAAUUAGAAGAGGCUCUUUUCGUGUUCGCCUUGCCCGGUUCAUGGAUAUUUCUACUCUUUUUUGCAAGAAGUGCCAAACUCACCGGACCUUUCGUGCAAAUGAUCUACAGUAUGAUUGCUGGUGACAUGAUGCGAUUCGCAAUUAUUUCAGCCAUCUUCCUCGUAUCCUUCUCACAAGUGUUCUACUUUGUGGGUAAGGACAUGGACGCCAAGCAACAACUGAACAACUCAAAUCCAUAUCAUUGUCCGGUCGAUGGUUACGAUGUCUAUACAUAUGACAAUUUCAUCGAGACAUUCAUCACUUUGUUCAGAGCGAGCAUGGGUGGAUACGAUUAUGAAGAGUUUGCAUGCGCCAAUUAUGAGGUGCUGACAAAGACCUUGUUUGUGUUGUACAUGUUUGUGAUGCCGAUUAUGAUGAUCAACAUUCUUAUCGCCAUGAUGGGUAACACAUACACCACUGUAAUCGCUCAAGCCGAGAAAGCCUGGCGACAGCAGGUAUGUUUCACCCAUUAUUACCAGUUCAUGCGCUUCCUUGUUCAGCAGGAAAAGACGAACAGACAGCUUUUUAUUGCGGUUGCUGACACAUGA